GCCCUGGUGACGCAGAUGCUGACGUCUCCGGCCACAUUCUUAUCCUCAUUUCGCGGGAAGCUCCACCUUUUCCUUCUGGGCCGAGAAGCCGGUGCCGUCUGCCGAGCCGCCAUAGCUGCCGCAGGAUGAAGAUCUGGAGCUCAGAACACGAAUUCGGGCAUCCAUGGGAUACUGUAAUAAAAGCUGCUAUGAGAAAAUAUCCCAAUCCUAUGAACCCAUCAGUGGUAGGAGUUGAUGUCCUGGACCGAAGCCUUGAUAACCAAGGAAGAUUACAUAGUCACCGAUUACUUAGUACAGAAUGGGGUCUACCAAAUAUUGUAAAAGCUAUUCUGGGAACAAAUAGAACUGUUACAUACAUUAAAGAACAUUCUGUGGUUGAUCCAAUGGAAAAGAAAAUGGUAUUGAGCUCCACAAAUAUAACACUUACGAAUCUUGUAUCAGUGGACGAACGAUUAGUCUAUACACCUCAUCCUGAAAAUCCUGAAAAAACUCUCCUAACUCAAGAAGCAAUUAUUACAGUAAAAGGUGUUAGCCUCAGUAGUUACUUGGAAACUUUAAUGGCCAACACAAUAUCGUCUAAUGCUAGAAAGGGGCGUGAAGCUUUAGAAUGGGUGAUUGGUGAACUAACUUCAACACGAGACAGUAUGAAGUCAUCCAUGGCAGCUGCUUCAAUGGAAAACUGAUGAACUGUCACAAUCUUUAUUUUUCCAUUGGAUGUUUUGUUAUUGUUGUUGCUGAGGCAAAUACUCCAUACUUUUUUGAUAUACACAUACAGGCAGGCAGGCAGACAGGCAGAGUGAGAGUGUGUGUUAAUUUAUAAUCAGUUUUACAGGACACACUUCUUUUUUCCUUUACAUUGAAGCAUUUUGGGGACCCACUGCAUUAUAAUUAAGCUUAUUUUUGUGUUUUUACAUGGCUUCAAGCUAUAGGUACCUAAUUUCCCCACAGGACAGUGACUUCAAAUUCUAGCUAUUUACAUGGAUUUCAGACUUCAGAGUGGUUGAAGUUCAGUCUACAUAACUACAAAGCUGUGCUUUGAUAAAGAGCUAUGUGAAUACACUUUUGAAUUUCCUGCUCUUUUUGCUGCUUGAAUUUUAAUCAUUUAUGUUUUUAAGUACAGUUAUAGUUCUUUGGUGAAGUACAUAGGUACAAAAAAAAAAAUGGAGAUUCUGUCAACCUCCAGUGGCUACUUAUUUGUGGGGAUGGGGGGUGGAAUGACAGUCCAGAACAGUGUUUUUCAAAGUUGACAACUUUAAGAUGUGUGGAUUUCAACCCAGCCAGCAUGCUGGGAGUUGAGGUCCACACAUCUUAAAAGUUGCCAACUUUGAAAAACAUUGGUCCAGAAGAUAUAUAGAGGCAUGCUCUGAUUAAUUUCCUUAAUUUUGCAGCAUGGCCUCCUGUUUUAUUGGAGCCUGUUUGGGGAAUAUACCAAGCAGUGCUCCUUGGGGAGUUACAUUGUUUGUUGCAGAUUUCUGUGGUAUUAUUUUUGCACUGUUUGAAUGUAGAGGCUGAACAAGGAAUGCCAGCAUUUUACCUCUUUUUAUUUAUACUCAAACCACUGCUAAAGAUAGGGGAGCAGAUAUUUUGCUAGAAGAUAGUAAUUUAAUUCUUUUCUUGCCAGCUGCUAUUUAGUGCAUAAUUUAUUUUGAAAUGGAUUCAUUCUGGUCAUUUGUGAAAGGCAACUAAUACCUCAGUGGGAAAUACUAGAAAUCAAAAGUAUGUAGAGUUAUUUUUAUACAUUCAGGAUAACUUGCUUGUUUAGCUCAUUACUUCACACCAUGGAUUAGAAGGUUGCAAAAGGGUUUUAUAUUCCAGUCUGUAUUUCACACACUGCUUUGAGAAUUGUGUUUUAUCUUGUGCAUAGAACUGUUGGUAGGAACAUGAUGUUGUAAAACUCAGUUAAUGUUCUUUAGAGCCAACAGCCUUCACAUAGUUCAAAUUUUGGUUCUAACUUCAAAUUUAAAUGGAAUAUUCUUUCUAAUAAAAAUUCAGAAGUAGUUUUAUUGGUGAAGGCAAAUUGGAAAACAGCUGCUUAACUAAGUUAUUGCAGGGUUCUCUAGAUAUUGCACAAAGAGGACGUGGUAGAAAUAGGCUUGAAUUGCAAAGAAACUUUAAUGGAAUAGCAAUAGUUUUGAAUCAUUUUUGAAGCUAAGUAAGUUUUGUUUGCAUAUGAUUACAUUUCAUACAAUUUAAAUUUUUAUUUUUCUACAAGCAAUUCAUCACUAAUGAGUGAAAACCUGCUUUGUGACGUUUUCUCUAGAAAUUGGAAGCAGGAAACAUUUCAAACUCAUAAUAUAUCUUAGUAAUUCGUAUCGCAAAGCUUUAAAGGCAUGAGGCACAUAAUUGUUUUAUCUCCAGAGAAAGAUACAUGCCUAAACUGAAAAUGUCCCUUGAUUACCAAAAUCCAGUAAGAUUAAUAUAAUGCUUUCUCUUCAGAUUCUUUUUUUAAAUUAUUGUUUCAGAGAAACAAAGAAACUGAAGAGUACCUUUACUAGGAAAACUACUGUCCUGUUCCAUAUUCCUGCUAGAUUGAUUCUCUCUAUAAAGCAGACUGUUGCGAAGGCUUUUCCAGUCUAUAGUAUCUAUGAUACCAUUUUGCAUUUCCCCAUUCAUUUGUUGGCUUUACAGUAUAAUUGAGAGGGAAGCAACACUAAUGGCGGGGAUAUCCUUAGGCAUGCAUGAAAUCAACAGGGUCUGUGAUGUCAAAAUGUGCAAGAUGGUGGAUGCAGCAUUGCAGUCUUGCCAAUUUGGACAUUUGCUAUGGACCCUGCUGAAUGAAACCCUUUAUUAAGAGAAAGGAAAAGCAAAAUGUUACUAACAUCCAAUUUCACACUGUCUCACACACUAACAGAGUAAAUUAUAUCAAUAAAAGGAGAAUUGGCAAGGAAAAUAAUAGUCUUAAGGUUGUAUUUUCAGUCUCUUAACUGAAGAAAUCUAGCGUGUAUGCUCUGUGCCACUUCCAGCAGAUAAUAGUGAUCAUAUGCAGGUGUCUUUCAGAGUCUGUCAUCUGCCAAAUUUAUAUGCAUGUUCAAACAUUUGGUUCAUAUUGUCCAUGAAUCCACCUGGUCUUUAAUUGGUCUUGUAACCCCUUUCCUACUUGGAUGUGUUUUUACUUGUGUUUAAAAGUUCCUCAGUGUAAAUGAAGACAAAGCUUAUGUAUUUUCAAAAGAUGUAGCAGAAGUAUUUGGAGUAGGUGAAACUGUUCAUGCCAUCAUGAUCAGAAACAUUUGUGCAAAUUUCAUUUUCUACUUAACUUGGCUGUUAAAAUAGAAAAAUACUGUCUUCCCUAAUAAUGGGGUCCACUUCCUAGAAUAAAGAAGUCUUGAUUUUAA
This is a messenger RNA of Candoia aspera, 3332 nucleotides long. RefSeq names its product PRELI domain containing 3A (gene PRELID3A). The transcript has 6 exons. Gene Ontology annotation, biological process: phospholipid transport. Gene Ontology annotation, molecular function: phosphatidic acid transfer activity. Gene Ontology annotation, cellular component: mitochondrial intermembrane space. NCBI's taxonomy places the organism in Eukaryota, Metazoa, Chordata, Lepidosauria, Squamata, Candoiidae. Bases 126 to 683 code for a protein of 185 amino acids. The record is from RefSeq and is a predicted model, not a curated record.